CGGGCACGGAGUGGGCGUGCCCUGGAUCCACAUCUUCUAGGUGCCGCCCUGCGGCCCGGAGAUUUACUGGAGCGAUUUCGCGGGUUCCGGAACGUCGUUCGGCCUGCCGCACAGAUGGAGGGAGCAGUGGUUCGGCUGCUGCGCGGCAGCGCGCUGCUAAGAAGAAACUUCCCAACUUGCCUGUGCUCUUGGAAGACUCCCCCACGGGCCCUAAAGUCUUCCCAGCCAGAAGCUCUGCCCAGUAUAACCAGUGGGGGGCUCCCCUGCACCCCCCUGCAAACGUUCACCGACGAGGAGAUGAUGAUCAAGAAUGCAGUGAAAAAAUUUGCCCGGGAACAGAUUGCUCCUUUGGUUUCAACCAUGGACGAAAAUUCAAAAAUGGAGAAAUCAGUAAUACAAGGAUUGUUCCAACAAGGGCUCAUGGCCAUCACCGUGGACACCAAGUACGGGGGCACGGGAGCUUCGUUCUCCUCCUUCGUCCUGGCGGUGGAGGAACUAGCCAAAGUCGACGCCGCGGUGGCCGUGCUGUGCGACGUCCAGAACACCGUCGUCAACAAGCUGAUCGAAAACCACGGGACGGAAGAACAGAAGGCCACCUACUUGACCAUGCUCGCCACAGACAAAGUGGGGAGUUUCUGCCUCUCAGAGGCUGGCGCGGGCAGCGACUCGUUUGCCCUGAAGACCAGGGCCGACAAGAAGGGGGAUUAUUACGUCAUCAACGGCUCCAAGAUGUGGAUCACCAACGCAGAGUACGCGCACCUGUUCCUGGUGAUGGCGAACGCAGACCUUUCCCAGGGAUAUAAAGGCAUCACCUGCUUCAUAGUCGACCGGGAUACUGAAGGCUUUCACGUAGGGAGAGCAGAAAACAAGCUGGGAAUCAGAGCUUCUUCCACCUGCCCGCUCACGCUUGAAAACGUCAAGGUUCCAGAAGCCAACAUCCUGGGCCAAGUCGGGCAUGGCUAUAAGUACGCCAUCGGGAGCCUUAACGAGGGCAGGAUAGGAAUCGCCGCUCAGAUGCUGGGAUUGGCUCAAGGAUGUUUUGACUACACCGUUCCAUACACUAAAGAGAGGAUACAGUUUGGCAAAAGAUUAUUUGACUUUCAGGGGCUCCAGCACCAAGUGGCCCACGCGGCCACCCAGCUGGAGGCCGCCAGGCUGCUGACCUAUAACGCCGCUCGCCUCGUCGAAGCCGGAAAGCCCUUCAUCAAGGAGGCAGCUAUGGCCAAGUACUACGCGUCAGAGGUUGCGGGACUGAUCACGAGUAAAUGUGUCGAGUGGAUGGGCGGCGUAGGCUACACCAAAGAUUACCCAGUGGAAAAAUACUUCCGAGACGCGAAGAUCGGUACAAUAUACGAAGGAGCUUCAAACAUCCAGCUGAACACCAUCGCGAAGCUCAUCGAUGCGCAGUACUGACCGCCCGGGGGGCGGGCCCUCCCUGGGGCCGCCGGUGGACAGGUUCAAACUCUCGUGCCUUUUGGGGGAGUCGACCACCAGAGCGCUGGAGCAAUUUGCUUAAGCCCUUAGUCAUGGGCCGUCGGGGAGACCUUUUCCAUGUUCUCUCUCGGGUCUGCUUAACCUUGGCGCAGGAAAGCAUUGUUAAAAUGUGGGAAGAAGUGCAUCCGUAUCGUCUGCAGAGCGCCUUUUGAAAGUUAGGUGUUUUUCCAGCUCCGGGGAACACGCAAGUCUCACUCCGUCAGCAUUUGGAGACCUGGCUGCCUAUUUUAUAGUCCUAUUAAAACUUUAUUUUGUGGCAUUAGUCAGAAAUAUUUGUUACGCUUGGCAAUUCUACAGGACAGAUAGAUUCAAUUCCAAGCCGCUGUACGAGGUAGAAACCGAUAAAAAUUUUAUUUAGAAAAGCCUAAAAAUUCUAGUCCUAAAUGCCUGAGAAUGGAUGAAAAAAAAUAAGGGUAUAACUCUGUCAGUCCAAUAAGUGAAGAAAACGUUUACAAAAUAAGGCAACGUCAUGUGUGACGGUGGUGAGGGACCUGUGUAAAAGAGGCGUUUUACACGUGACGGUCUCCGCAGAGCAUUUUAAAAACAAGGCUCCGCAUUAGCUUUCAAGUGUAAAGCUUAAAUAAUUUGGUUUGUAAUCAGAAUGUGUUUAAUAUUGUAAUGUUCAUCCUCACGCGCCGUUUUUCGGCAGCGCGGUUUCUCCAUGUAUUAAAUUCAACGCCAUCAGCUCAAGCGCAGCUCCUGGGCUCUCUCUGCCGGGACCCGUGCUGCAGGAGCUGUGUUUGGUUCGGCUCAGGGAGUCUCCGGGGGGAGACGUCGUGUCCCCACGAAGAACUGUAUCAGCACUUCGUGAGGAAUGAGGAGCAGCACGGGUGGGGCUGCAGAGUUUGGAAAGCAUAUUCAGUAAUAUGAAAACACACAUACAAAUAAUUUUAUACCUUGAGAAACCAACAUCAAUGGAUUGCUCUAUAGUGCAAAUUAUAGGAAAGCCAAGGUCAGCAAAAUAUAUCGCGGGUGCCGUUUCUUCAAACUGGGGACCCCCAGUCAAGAGAGACCCCUGCAGGGCGCGUGUCCUGGGACCCUCUCAGAAGGGAGGCGGGAGUUUUAUACUUUCUCAAAGCAGACCCGGGUAGGAGAUGCUGGAAAUGUUUCAAGGCUCAUAACCACUGCUGCUGAACGGGAAGCAUUUUCGCGCUUAAAUGAAAGGGUAGCAUGUAUUAGGAAAACGAGAUUUCCAGAGUAAUUUUGCUUUGCACAUUCAUGUUUAUUGAAUCGGAUUAAUUUCUGUAAUGCAAAUCAUCGUUAAAUGUUCAGAAUUGUGUAAAUACAGUUGAGAGAGGAAUCACAUUAAAAUAUUAGGAACAAUCAAGGGCAGGUUUAGACUUCGGAUCAAAAGAGAGAACGUCCACUCAGCUUCAAACAGGAACACAAUAGAGACCCACCCGUUCGGUCUGUCUCCGAACGAAGGGCAGAGGGGCCCCACGAGGACAGUAGGGGGCGGAUGACAUGUUCCGGAGCAGGGGCACCUGGGACGACGGGAAAGGUGGACCUGACAGGCAAUGGCGUAGCGGCCAGCAUCGGUGAAAACAAAUCCCACCUGGCUCCCGUGGGGCCGUAAACACAGGGGCAAACGUGGGAAGCCACAGUCGGCCCCGUGAAUGCUCGGUGAGCAGCGCCAGGGGGCCUCCGUGGCCAGGGCUGUCCCGCCUUUCUGAGUCUGGGCCACACGUUACAUACACAGACACUAACGCACACUGAUGAGCAAAAAGCCAAAAAUUUUGAGUAAAUUCACGGUUUUGUGUAGGACCGAGUUCAUAGCCACCCUGGGCCGCGUGCGGUGCAGGCUGGACCCCCCUGAUGGACCUUGACUUUGCAUUCAGUGCUGAUAGAGUUCUGGCUGUGUGUGUAUUUCUUGUGCAUGUUCGCAAAGAACGGUUGAAAAGUGUGUAUUCUGGCCAAUCUGUGUACCUAGCUUCCUCUGUUAGUGAAGCACUGUGUUCAUUUACCGUUUCCCAAAGAUGUUACGGAUUUUCCCUGUAGAACUUGCAUUAUGGCUUUGCUUCAUAGCCAUGAUUUUGGUGUUUUUAAACCCGCCCGUCCUGACCUUGUGUCCGGCGGCAGACAAGUUCGUUCCCCGCCCGAAGCCCGUCAGCAUCGCCGGCCAACCCGGGGCGCGGGCGGCCGUGGACAGAAGCCCCUCAGUGCCUCCUGCCCGCACGUGACGGCACUGGACGCAGCCCAGCUGCCCAGUGGGGUCCGUCGGAGAUCUCACUGUACAACCGGAGCACGAACCCGUGUCAGAGAAAGUCAUACCCAGAGAGACUUGCGGGAACCGUCCAGCCCGCUCCCCCACUUUAAAAUGAAGGGCCCCCGGCCCAGGGCCCUUGCCCGGGGUCAUCCGUCGGGGGACAAGGACAAGACGACAAUCCAGAGGCACCGGCCCCCGGUUCAGUGUUCUUCCCACCCUUCAACAUCCUCUCUGCCCAGCAGGUCCAGGGUCUCAGCCUUGUGGAUCUCAGUCCUCUUCCUGAUUUAUUUUAGGCUUAGCUGAUAAAGAAUGAGCGUUUCAGAAGUGUUACAUUCAUCAGUGUUAUGGCUUACCUGUAUGGAUCACCUGGCAGAGACCGCAGCUCUCCUCGGGUGUCGCUGGUGUGUUGAACGCAAAGGCUACUGUGUGAGAUCCGUUGGCUUUAGGAUUAUGAUGUAUUUCCUAAAUGCACUACUUAUAUCCUUGCUGAUGUAUCUUUGCCGCUCCUUCGUAAAGUGAAAGGUUUGUUUCGACGCCAUAUGUCAGACUGGAUCCGUUAUUACAAAAUCAGAAUUCUGUGGCGAAUGGAAAAUAAAGUGCCGAGUUCACUGGAGACUUGCUACUCUGUUAAGCAGAAUUGUUUGUUAUGCAUACAGAUGAGGUAAGAAAAUAAUCUUCCUGCAAGACGGAUAGAACACCUUCGUAUACAGUGCUGAUAGUUUCUCUCGUGGUGGAAGCCGAUCUUGUUUGUUUUCAGAGCGGAGGUUUUAUAGUGAAGAUCAAGUCUAAAUUGUUGGUGCUACAGAAAAUUUUAUCAGAGGAUCCUUUUUAUUUUGCCCUAAGGCAAAAUAAGCAGCUCUUUAGCGGAGAGGUCACCUUUUCUGAGCACGUCUUCACGGCACAGAUUGUGUCCGGCUGGUAACCAUGCUGGUGCUUUAUACCGGGGGCCCCCAACCUCCAGGCUGCAGACCAGGACCAGCCCGGGCCCGUCAGGAACCGGGCCGCACGGCAGGAGGUGAGCUUGAAUGCAAUGCACUCGAAUCAUCCCGAAACUGCCCCCUCCCCUCCAUCCCCGUCUGUGGAAAAAUGGUCCCCGAUGAAAGCGGUCCCGGUGCCGAAAAGGCUGGGGACCGCUGCGUCAUAGUAUUGCUUUGGGAAAUCCCUGUUCUUGCGCUGUCUACUCGGCGAUGCGCUGCAGUCCAGCGCCACAGGAGACUCCAGCCUACCUGUUCCCCAUUGUUUCCUACAUUAUUUUAGAGAUCUAGAUAUCAGUCCCUUUUUCCUUUUGUCGUUCAGUGACAUGUGACAGCAGGUCGCUGUGGCCAAGGGUCCGAGGUGCUGCAGGCACCAGGCUGCCGUGCAGAGAUGAGUAAGGCCAGAUCCUUAGGGAAAUGUGUGUUCACCUCAGGGGUCCCUUUUCUGGCGCUAGUGCCUCCUGACACAGAGAUUGAGUGGGAAACGACCGAGGCCAGCCCUGGUGAAAGUGUUUCUUUGGAGCCAUUAGACCGAUGCCAGUAAGUGCUGACAUCUCUCGAACUCUCAUGUGCCAGCCAUCGUUCCGUAUUCCGGACACGCGUUAACGCUCAGCACCCCUGUGCGGUAGGUGCUCUUACUAGCCUGUUUUACAGGCAGGAAGACUGAGGCAGGAGGUGUUAAACAAGAUACAGAAAUGGGAUUCAAACUCGGGCAGCCUGGCCGAUGGGCCUUUGAGGUCUGGUAAUCUUCGGGCGCCUUUCGGUGAAAUGCUGCUGCCAACGAGCCCUUGAUUGGUGAAGGAUUCUUCAGGGCGGAGUCUCAGAUCUUUCUGAGCAGAGAAGCCAGCUGAGAACAGGGCCUGCGGGACAAACAGGUGCGGGAGUGCGUGUGUUUUGGGAGAAAGGUCGGGGGCGGAGGUGCAUGGGGGGCAAUGGGAGGAUGAGAAAAGCGCUACUGAAGGAGGAACUAGGGAAAUACAAAACGAAAAUCCAUUUCCUUGGAGUUUCCCAGAAGCUACGCUGAGGGGGGAAGAAUGACAAAGCGUGAUCAAUCUGUGUGGGUGGCUGCAGGGUGCCUGAUUUGCAAUUAUUUGUAUGGAUAGCUACAGUAAUAAAGGAAAAAAACUAACCUUA
Molecule: messenger RNA, 5808 nt
Organism: Phyllostomus hastatus (greater spear-nosed bat)
Lineage: Eukaryota; Metazoa; Chordata; Mammalia; Chiroptera; Phyllostomidae
Gene: ACADSB
Product: acyl-CoA dehydrogenase short/branched chain
Exons: 11
Coding region: 115-1413 (432 amino acids)
Cellular component (GO): mitochondrion
Molecular function (GO): flavin adenine dinucleotide binding; acyl-CoA dehydrogenase activity
Source: RefSeq, a predicted model, not a curated record